This is a messenger RNA of Chelmon rostratus (copperband butterflyfish), 1271 nucleotides long. Its product is annotated as LITAF domain-containing protein-like. The record is from RefSeq and is a predicted model, not a curated record. Gene Ontology annotation, molecular function: zinc ion binding. Lineage: Eukaryota; Metazoa; Chordata; Actinopteri; Chaetodontiformes; Chaetodontidae. The coding region runs from base 162 to 563 and encodes 133 amino acids. The transcript is spliced from 5 exons.
UUUAGUCCACACCUUGGGUGACUGCAGCAGGUUCACAGCGCUGCUCCACCCUCUUUAGGACACACUUUACCAUUUGCCUCGUUCUUUCUCAGUAAUUCUCAGACAUCAGAGGAGGAAGCAGUGCCAGGCUCUUACUCACCCUCCUUCAUCAAGCAGAUAUCAUGGACAAGGGUCCGGAGAUUGCUCCGGGAACAGCACCGCCGUAUCCUGGUCCCCCUGUGGGAGUCUACCAAGCUCAGCCUGGCCCCGUACCUGUUCAACAGCCUGUUUACCAGUACGCCCCGCAACAACCUCAGGUUGUUCAGCCUGUGAACCAGGUGGUGGUGGUGCAGCAGCUGCCAACUGAUGUUCCUGGACAGAUGAUGUGCCCCUGCUGCCAGAAUACUGUCGUCACCAAAAUCGAGCACAAGAACGGUCUACUCACCUGGCUGAUCUGUGGCAUACUCGGAGUCUUCCUAUGCUGGCCUUUCUGUCUGAUCCCAUUCUGCGUGGAUGCUUGCAAGGAUGUGGAGCACCACUGCCCCGCCUGUAACAACGUCCUGCAUGUCUAUAAACGCAGGUGAAACAGAUGUGGACAUGGGAUGGGAGUCAUGUUGACACAUGUGAAAUAAUUUGGCUGUGGAAGGGCUGACUGAAAAAAAUCUGAAACUGGGGGAGAACACACGACUGUCUUUUGCUUAGAGAGGCUGCUGCAAUAUUUCGUCUUUCUGUUUUACAGUUUCUGAUCAGGAGUCAUUUGCAAUCUCACAUAAAAGCAGUUAAACAGCACUGCAGUGGAAACUCUGCUGAAUGAACAACAAAAGGCAGAGAAGUCGACCAUGACUAAAUAAACAUCAGUGCUGGGGCCAAACCUCUCCAUGCAAACAGAUGUCAUCAUGAACUCUGCGCAUGUACCACCUGCUCUCCUCUGUGCUGUACAUAUGUGUAGAUAGAAGAUUACAAGCUGUGAUUUCUUCCUUUCUCUUAUCUGUUGAAUGUAAAUGUAACGUGCAAAUGUGAAAAAUCUCAUUAUGAUGAUCGUAUUUUUUCCUGACCUGAGUGAUGUUUUAAAGCAACGAUGUAGGAUGGAAAUGAUCACAUUUUCAUGACACACUAAAUAAUCAAUAAAAUAAUAGGAAGAGUUGUUACAUAACUAUCAUAAUCACCUUUAGUUAGGCCGUUUAUCGAAUAAACUCAUUCUGCUAACAGUUGUAAGCCUUUUAUCACAGUAAUAACCAACUAACUGCUUUCAUGAUUCAAAUGAAUAAAUCACCAAUUAAUCGCUGCUGAAA